GCUUUUAUUUUGAAUUCGGAAACGGGAAGUGAAGCAGCUGCAGUCAGAAGAUCUGCAGUUUACAGAUAUUGACACAAACCCUCUAAAACUCGCUCGAAAUCAACCUGCCAGUAAUGAGAAGCACGGCAUGGCAGACAGACAGGACAAUGAGGUGGAGGAGGCUGAGCAGGUGUACCUGCUGAUGAAAGAGGAGUACAGGAUAUCACGCAACGUGCGUCUGUCCUGGUUCCUCAGCCGGCUCAAUCAGGUCGUUCGGCCCAGUCCUCCGUCUGAGCUGCUGAAGUCAGAGAACGAGCUGGAUGUUUUGAGCAUCCUCCCAAAAGGAUGGCAGCCCGACUCUCCUUCCUCGUCCUGCCCGUGUCUGCUGGUUCCCUCCACACGCGUCACCUUCCUGGCGCGCAGGUACCGCUUCAUCAUCGAGCUGGACCUGAGCCCGUCCACCGGGAUCGUGGACGACAGCACUGGAGAGAUGAUCUUUGAUGAAGUCUUCCACGCUCUGUCUCGGUGUUUGAUUGGUUUGGCAAAACCCUUUAAAGUCCCAGGAACUGAUCACGUGUUCCAGCCAGAGAUCUUCAUCACUAUUCUGGCGUAUUCCUCCAUCAUUGGCCUUAGUUCUCAUCAGGUGUUGGUUCAGGGCUGUCAGCUGGACUGUAUGGAUUUGGAGCAGUUCUUGCAUCAGAUCUAUCAGCAGCUGAGAGCCGUGGAGAGCAGCAUCGCUGACGUCCUACAGCAGCACCACAAUCAGUUCAGUGGAACUGUCUAUCAGUCCUUCUCUAAUGAUGCUGCGGAGGAUCUGUCUCAGAGGAAGCCGGGGGUUUCCAUGGUGACGGCAGACGUCGGGCUGGUCACCAUGGUGAGGCAGGGGAUUCUCGCGCUGCAGCUUCUGCCUCCAAACUCUGGUGCAGGUAUAAUAAUCAUCACAGAUGGAGUGACGAGUGUUCCUGAUGUAGCUGUGUGUGAAACACUACUGAACCAGCUGAGAAGUGGAACCAUUGCCUGUUCGUUUGUCCAGGUGGGCGGGGCUUACUCCUAUGACUGUAGUUUUGGCUACAUCCCCAAUGUGGAGCUGAUGAAGUUCAUCUCCAUGGCAACCUUUGGCUCCUACCUCUCCAUGUAUCCAGAGUCCGACUCUACGGGCGACGAGAUGAACGCUUACCACCGCGCCUUCCUCACAUACUCCUUCCUGAGGACCGGCGAGUCCAUGAACCCAGAGUACUACUGCUUCUCCCAGCACAGGCUCUUUAAUGAACACCUGGUGUCAGCCAGUGGAAACCCCGCCUUAGUGAUGCGCAGGAAGAAACACACGGAGAAGGAAGUGCACGCGGACUUGAUCAGUGUCCUGUCCAUCAGACUGCGAGAGGGAUACACCAUCCGAGAGAUCAACAUCACUAAAGGAGGAAGUCAGCUGGAGGUGAAGCUGGUCCUCCUCUGGAAGCAUAACAUGCGUAUCGAGUACCUCGCCGUGGCGUCCUGGCCCCUGAAUCCAGUCAAACGCACCACCUGGGUGGAGGUGACCAUAGAGGGCAGCUACGACAUCCUCCAUGACAUCAGCUGCACCAUGAGGAAACCAAUCACAAGCCCCUACCGCACGUCUGUCAUCCGCCGCUUCUGGAACACUCUGCAGAGCAUAAAUCAGACAGACCAGAUGUUGGUGCACCUGCAGUCCUUUAAUUCCAUCCCAGAACACUACACCAUCCCCGAAAGCACGAAAAAUGGGGUUCCUCUGUUUUACAUCCCACCUGGAUCCACCACACCGGUCCUCUCCCUCCAGCACAGUGGCUCUAAAGACUCCAGCCAAUCACAGUUUUCCUCCUACUGGAAGCCCAUCCUGUCCAUGGACGCUAACUUCUGGCAGCGCUGGCUGCACAUGCAUCGCAUCGCUAUCAUUCUGGAGCAUGACAUCCCGGUCCCAAAGCAUGUGCACAACGCUGGCAAUAACGGUAGCUUCAGUACCAUCCCGUGUCGCAUCUCUCACUCAGCGCUCACCUCGCUGCUCAGGGACUGGAGCAGUUUCGUCCUGGUGGAGGGAUACUCAUACGUCAAACUUAUUUACAGUGCCUCUGAGCUGCCCCCCGUCUCCUUCUAUCUGGUGCGUCUGAUCUCUAAAGCUCCCUGCAUGGUGCUGCGACUGGGCUUCCCGAUAGGAACUCUGGCACACACCAGGAACAAGAUUGUGGACGAACUUCGAGAGCAGAUCCUUCAGCUGCGGUUCCCUCACCGAGUCCAGAAUAAGGAGGCCACGCCAAAAACCAAACGGAAGAUUCUGGGUAACGCGUCGCCCUCCAAGUCCCCGCCUCUUCCUGUGCCCAAACCGGCGCUGUCUGACCGGCCGUGUGUGGUGGUGCUCAACAAACCUCUCGAAAAACUACUGAUCAGGUACGAGAAACUUCCGUCAGAUUUCCGCACCCCUUUCAUCUUAAACAUGGAGCCGUUCGCUCAGCCUCCCAUCAUGGGCGCCCCUCUCAGCAUGGCUGCCAGCAGGACGGCGUCCUCCACCAUGGUGUCUCUGUCCCGUUACUUCCUGCACCAGCGCUGGGUUUGGGCCGUGCAGAACGGCCCGGGAACCGCCGUGUCACUACCCGCAGUCGCUCAUAUCCUCUCCAUGCUCUCUGACAUUCGUCUUUCUGAAGGCUUCCACUUUGCCGCCAGUGGAGAGGGAAUCGUCAACAUGGUGGCAGAACUGCCAAUGCAGGUGAAAAGUCCGUCAGCUGAUUUGGACGGAGAAAAACACACCUGCAUAGUCCAGUACAUCCUUUUUCCACCUCAUUCCACUUCUACCAAGGACAGUUUCUCCACAGAUGAUGACAAUGACACUGAGGUGGAGGCCAUAGAUGUGGACACAGAGAUGAGUUUGGUGACGGAGUGCUGGGUGGAGCCUCAGAGCGGAGCCGUGUGCAGCUCACUGGAGCAGCAGAGACACUUUCAGAAGCUCACCUAUCAGGAGAUCCCUCAGGCCAUUUUUCCCCGUGAUCUGUCGUGCAUGACGACGAUGAUCACGUUCGAAUACCUCAUCCAGCUGUGUCGGAAUAAAGAGCAGGUGUGUCCUCUCAGCAGCCUCAGAGAUGCUCCAGGUGCUGCUGCUGAUGACUGCAUACACACUGUGCCUUUCCAGUUCGACCUGAUGAAACUCCUGCCCAAGUGCCAGCAGAUCGAGCUCUUCUUCUACACCUUCAGCCGUGAGGGGCAGGCGGACGCCUCCCGUAGCGCCUCCUCUCUGCCCAACGACCUCCUCCUCAGCCUCUUCCACGGCUCCCUGCAGAGCGAGCUCAGCGAUCGAGAGAUCCUGUUGACUGACGGCGAUCACGUGGCGUUCAUGCAUCACAUCCUAGAGCGGGAAAGAGAUGGCCAUGUGGCUCCAUUCUCACUUCCUGUCAUUAAAGAGGAGAGCUUGAAGCCUCUGGAGAGGCAGGACACUGUUCUGUCCUUCCACACGAUUGGAAGCAGUAAAGAGGUGACGGGCUCCUCCAGCACGCUGCAGAGCUUCAGUAAUGCAGAUCUUGUGGAUGACGAGCCAGCUGGCGUGGAGCAGGACAGUAUAUCUCCUCACUGGAAAUGUUACGCCAAAUACAUCAGUCCUCAGCAGAUCCUGCUCACUUUCCUGCCAGCUACAUUCACAGAUGUGCAGAUUUUGAUGUCUUCUGGGCUGGAAACUGAACCUCCAAUCAGCAGCAGUCUCCUGGAUGAGGAGGAGACCUGUAGUCACGGCAACGGCCAAUCACAGGCAGACUCCUUCAGCAGCUCUGCCAAUGGUCCACAGGUUGGAAGAAGUCAACAUGGAGAAGAUAGGACGGCGUCCACAGAGGAACCAGAAGCAGCGCUGGACACGUCUGCAGGACAGAGCAACAUGAACACAAGCGAAACUGCUUCAGAAGAGAAGGACGGCAUUCAGUUUGUGGAGCCUCAGAAGCGAGACUGUCACAUCACGUUCAGCAGACAGGUGUCUCAGCAGAGCGGCGCCGACGCAGCACGACCCCGCUGCCCCAUCUACAUCUACAACUGCUCCCUCGAGUCCCUGAAAGAGCAGCUGGUCCACCCGCGCUCAGGACGCCAGCCCAGAGACGUCUUCUUCAGAGCUCAAGAGACAGACACCUGGGAGUUCAGUCAGCAGCCCAAAUACAGGUCAAUCUCUCAGGACCGCAGCAGCGCCUCCUCCUGGACGGAGCUCAUGACACAACCUCACAAACACAAAGAACUGGCCAACUACUGCAGCCUGCUACAGGAGCACUACUACCAGAGCUAUGUCAAAGGUGUUUAUCGCAGUCUGCAGCAGUCACACAAUGUGAGCUCCCAGGACCUACUGACGGCUAUGGACUACUGCGAGGAGUCGCUGCAGGAGAUCGACAUCACUUCCUUCCUGCAGACGCUCUGCGGACACGUGCGUGUGUUUCGAGAGCGUCACGAGCUGCAUGGCUCUGUCAGCGUAAGCAAGUCCAGUGACGCUUCCACCACCUUCGUCAUCGGAGAAGGAGAGGAUGAUGGAGCUGACAGAGCCACGCUGGUGUCUUCAUCCAGUAUUGAGCUGGAGGAUGUGAGUGAAGCCGAUUCCAGAGGGAAGGUCUCUGCUCCCACAUCCCCGCUGGACCUGGACGAACCCAAGUCUCCAAAAAUCCCAGAAUUCCCUCUGUCGCUCCUCCAGUCCCAGCAGAAAUGUGAUGUGUAUCCUGAUUUGCACAAAAUCAUACAGGACAAGUUCAUGGAAAUUGGUGCUCAGUAUUUCAAGACUGUACCGUCCAAUCCACAUUAUUUCUUUUACUGCCUUCCAUCUUCCAAAAAAGAGGAGGAUUUGGACCGAGAGGGAGAGCGGAGAGCCAGUGAGGACUGUGAGGUGUCUGAAGCUGAACUCGCCACAGAAGACGAGAACGUGUCGGGCUGCUGCAUCGUGACGGAGAGUGACACGGAUCUGGAGGUGGAGUAUCAGGAUUGUGGGAAUGGCAGAGUGGAGGCUGGAGGACAGGGAGCAGGCGAAGGCGAGUCUCCGUCGGACUCCAACACGGUGAACCAGGACGAGGAUUCCUUCAGUAUUCUGGACGGAGACUCUCUGCUGGAGGUGGAUGGUCCGCAGCCGGAGAUGCCUCCUCUGUUCGUGCACCUCACCUGCUCCGUCAACAUGAAGAGCUGCCAUGGCUCCAUGCCCACGCAAACACUGCCAACCUGUCUGGGUGAAGUCAUUUCCUGUCUUGAGAACGCUGAGAAUGUUCAGUCGGUGGAUUUAAACGAGUUGUCUGUCACUCUGGAUAUCUUCGUGCUCACGUUGCCUCUGGAGAUCGAGGUCAUGGCUCCGGACUUCCACCACAACAGGUACACGUCUGAGAGCAGCGUGUCUCUGAACCGCUCUCCUGGACAGCCCUCCUCCUAUCGCUCUGACGAGGAGCUCAUGGCCAAUCUGGACGGCCUGCGCGGGGUCGGUGUGGAAAGUAUGUCUGGAGAUCCCUUGUCCAAACUUCCUAUUCCACACAAAAUGGCUGUUUUAGCCACCAUGGAUGAGAUCCGUUGGCUGUUGGAGGAUGAGAUAGUCUCCGCUCUGCGGCACUCGUCUGUUAUCAGCUCCUCCACGCUGCAGAAAGUGUCGGAGCACGUGUGUCGCUCCAGCGGCCGGCCGCAGUGCCACUGUGAGGUCGUUCCUCUGCAGUUCGUAUUUGGUCCCGAGCAGUCGCUGGAAAAGUUUCAAGAGGAGUUCAAGAGGUUAUCGCUUCCUGGUUACCUGCUGAACGCGGAGCAGCACAACUUCCACUACGUCUCACUGAGUCGGCAGCAGUCUCACAGGCUCCAGGCCGCGAGACAGCUGUCUAACAUCGCUGCUCAGUACUCAAGCUCUCAGCAAACCAGCCUGUGUCCUGAGGUGGAGGACGGAGUCAGAGCAUCAGCAAACAUCUGCACGCCAGACAAAGACAGAGAAAGGGACUCCAAGAAAAAAGAGCCUGACGCUGAGCAGGUGGAGUGUGGAGACACGCAGAGGGCCGAUGAGGACACGCGUCCUGCAGCAGCUGAUUCAGCCAGCGAGUCUCUCUCUGAGACCUCUGACCCCGGGCCGAUCAAGCAGGCCGACGCGGAGGAGACUCGCCCUCAGAGUGCCAUCGGCGCCGCUGCUCACCUGCAGUCUGAUCACACGUCCCCUCCAAAAACCCCCUCCGCUGCCAGCCUGGCCGAGUCUGUGCAGUCCACCACACACAGCAGUGGGAAACUGCGUCCCAGUCGAGUUCAGAGCGUGGUCUCCAGUCAGGGCAGCCUGGACUCAGACAUGCUGGGUUAUGACGGCGGCAGCAGUGAUUCUGAGUGCGACGGACCCACUAUGAAUGAGCAGGAGAGACAGACGCCGCUCAUGCCUGAUUUCUGGCUCAUCAUCAGAAUCCAUCAGGACAGAGUGGAGGUUUUCUCUCACGCCAGGAGUUUUAACAGAGGGAAAGAGGAGGAAGAGGAGGAGAUCCCAGAGUACCUGCGUCUUCAUCAGCUGGUGGUGAGGAGGAUUGGAGAAAUGUGCCGAACAGUCAACCAGCGCCUCCUGCUGCAGGACCUGCACGAUAGUCGCGUGUGUCACUCUCUCCUGGUGGCUCACACUCGGCCCAGGAUGACCAACUCUGACGACUACAAUGCAGACGAGAGCUAUCAGCCGCGGGACUAUCUUGCGGCCACCAUGCAGUUCAUCCCGGGUUACUUCGCCUGUGACGUGGUCUGGAGCACCGUUAUUUAUAUUCACCCGCGCCUCAAAAUGGGGCCAAACAUGGGCGUGUCCCGGGCUAUCCAGGCCCUGCGCUCCGUUCUAAACGCUUUCUGUGUGGUAAACCGCAAAAACAUGUUUGUUUAUCAGGAGCGCACCACCAAAUCUGUGUUCUACCUCCGGCUCUCCGAGACGUCUCAGGCAGGAAAGUACAGUGAUUUGGAUGGGAACGUGCACGUGUCGCGCUCUGUGGGUCUGGCCCGCAGCCAGGAGCCGCUGGGCUCUGAGGACCCCGCGGCCUCACGCUCAUCUCUGGAAGGCUCAAGGCCGGUUGGACUGGUGGACAAACACAUUUUGCUGCAGGUGCACGGCGUAGGGACCGCAGGUCCAGAGAUCACGGAUGAAUUGGUGAAGGUUCUGAGGAAGCGUCUGGACGAGGCCACGCUGGACAUUAUUACAGUCAUGCUGGUCAGGAACUGCAAACUGACGCCUGCAGACGUGGAGUUCAUUCAGCCUCCCGGCUCUCCGGCGACGGAGGUGAUGGAGUUCGGUCUGCCUCAGUACUGUGUGCCGUGGAUCCAGGCGGUGGCUCACUACCUCCGUCAGAACCUCCUCAUCUUCCUCCACAUCCCCAAAUACACCGACAGCAACAUGGAGCACCACUUUAAGCAUUACUUCCAUUUGAGCAGCGAGCUGCCCGAUCAUGACAUCUAUCUGUACAAUAAACCUGGAGGCCAGGGCACAGGAGGCAAAGGAAUCGCCUGCAUCGUGCUGUCGUUCGUGGACGCUAAAGGCUGUGCGCUGCAGGUUCCCGCUCAGGACGGCAGCGCUCCGGCUCUCAGAGGAGACGUCUCCAGCAUCUCCCUCCAGCCGGACCAGUUCGAGGCCUUGACCACUGUUGUCAAAGUGGACACAGAUGCAGCCGUGCGUGUGCGCUUCGACGUGUGGGAGCAGGGUAACAUCAGCCCGCUGCAGCUGACCGACCGGCUCCGGGCGGCCCUACGCCACGCCCUCUGCGACGUCGUCAUGGAGAUGCGUGUGCUGCCCAACCCGUUGUGUCUGGACACCUUCUGCCUGCCUGCUGCCGCCCAGCGGGACGAGAGCACAGUUCCCUUGAGUCUCCUGCAGUCUGAAGGUAAGGAGGUGAAGGAGAGCGUUCGGCGGCUCAGUGGAGCUCAUGGGCUCAAGAGCAGUCCGUCUCCCAUCAGCCUGAGUUCUGCUCCCAGCUCCACCCCGACCACAGGAACCAGCACACCAGAGUCCACCACACCCACCGGCAAAACCACCCGCCGCAGCUUCUGGGAAAUACUGAGUAAACCAGAAACUUCUGAGCUUGGCAGUCCGAAGACGACGGAUGACAUCGUACCGGAGCGUGUCGAGGACAGUCGCGUGAACCGACGGAGACACAAGACGGAGAGCGUCAAACAGCAGUGGAACCACGAGAAAGCCAUGGCAGUCGAGCAAGAGCAGGCCCAGAGGAGACAUGCAGUGCAGCUGGAGGAGGGUGAUACAGGCACUCUUCAGCCCGUCUUCCAGACCACGUACCUGCCCUGGGUCACCUUCAUGAACAGACUGGGUUGUCCGUCCAUCCAGCACUGUUCAGCUGAAGUCUCGCAUCACUUCCUCCUGCCCUCCAUCCUCACAGAGAUCGUCAACCUGGUCAGCUCACUGGCCAGCGACACGGCGGUCAAAGUGUUUGAAAGAAGCAGCUGUCCUCAGGGAGACAUCUAUGUCCCCCUGUCAAUCAUCCAGCACAUCAGCCAACCACCUGGCACCACCAGGAGCUUCAUUCUCAUUGGUCGCAACUUCAGCCAAUGGCAUUGCAGUACAGAGCAAGCUCACAAGGGCAUGCAGCGGUUCGAGGCUUUGGAGCACAGUGAUUGGCUGAGCCCGGGACAGGCUGUGAGGGGCGUGGCUCCACGCCAGCGCUUCCUGUACAUGCAGAUUGUCAAUAAGAAGGUGACUCUGUACACGUACAACUGGUCGGUGGAUCUGGGCGUCUCUCUGAAUCAGGGUCUGGUCAGACUGGUGCAGUGGCAGAACGCCCGCGCACAUGUGGUCAACUGCCUCCUGAGUCAGAAAAUGGGCCUUUUCCAUCAUUACUGCUUCUCUGAUACGCCUACACUUGAGGACCUGAAACAGCAGGAGCCCAACCCGUUCCUGAGCUCCACGAUCGAGGCGGACGCUCUGUUGAGGAGUCCGGUUCCUCCGGCCGCGAGUAAGGAUCCGGGUCGGAUGGGCAGCUCUGCUCGUGCUCUUCCUCCUCUGGCCUUCCCCGGAGAACUCGUGCCCUUUGAUGAAGCCCCACUACUGGAGGUCAAAGCCGCUGAGCGCAGAGAGCUGGAGAGACAGAUGAAGAUUGAGAAUCUGUUUGUGACGUGGCAGCAGCGCUCGGCUCAGUCCAGCUUCACAAUCCCUCACACAUCACUCACACUGCUGCACGCAGGCUCUGGCCGUGUGAUAAUGUGUGAUGGCUGGAAUCUCUUUCUCUGCGUGUGUCUGGUGUGUGUCUGUGCUCAGGUGGCAGAUCUGGACACACUAAAGCAGUCCUCUCGACUGGUCCAUUACUGCGCCACUCCGCUGCUCUUCGACCCUGUCUUCCGGAAACAGAUUCAAGAGGAACAGCUGCCUCAGCCCCAGAUGAAGAAGCGGCAUCGCUCCAGUGACUCCACGGCGUCCGGCCGCGACCGCAGCUACAGCACAGAUUCUGCAGACACGCUUCCGAGUCGACUGAAGGAGGAGCCGUGGCUGCAGGACAUCUCCAGCAUGUUCCUGCAGCAGUAUGUGCAGUACCUGCAGAGCAUGGGCUUCAUCCUGGUGCAGGUCCGGCCGCAGUCGCCCGCUCGCAGCAUCGCACGAGCCCGAGCCGCCAUGUUGAGUUCUUUAUCCACUGAAGGCAGAUCAUCCUUCUCCUCUUUCUCAUAUAAUAAGCAGAAGAGUGAAGACAGCCCCAAGAGCAGCACGUCCAGCUCAGCAUCAUAUCACCUGCAGAGGGCGCUGCCAGGAGGAAUCGUCCUGAUGGAGCUGGCUUUUCAAGGCUGUUAUUUCUGCGUGAAGCAGUUUGCAUUGGAGUGCUCCAGAAUUCCCAUGGGUCAGACGGUUAAUUCUCAGCUGUCCAUGCUGUUCACCGAGGAGUGCGAUAAGGUGCGGGAUCUGAUGCACGUUCACUCCUUCAGCUACGACUUCCACCUGCGUGAUACCAACCAACACCCUUUUUGCAGUAACACAACCCUCCAUAACCAAUACCAGCUCACGGUGUUUUAUUUUUGUCAGUCAUGCAUAAUAUGCUUUUCAUGUCUCCUAGGGAGUUUCUCCAUAUCGACGGGAAUGAUCACAGCACAUCAGCUGUAUAAUUACAUCACUGAUCACGCCGGCACUUACGGGAUGAAGCCCUUGCGCAUGUCUAAAACUGCAGUUACCACUGAUAACAAAAAGGGGGCGCCGAGCGCAGACCUGCACGAGUACGCAUUGGUCGCUCUGUGGAACAGCUCUGGCUCAUUUAAAGACUUGGAGGGAUUGCGACACCAUGAUGACUUUGACGUGUCUCUGCUGGUUUGUCAUAACGCCGCCCCGUUUGAGGAGCAGUCUGAGGGAGAGAGACACCUGCUCAGGCUGCGGUUCUAUGUGAUCAUGACGAGUCAGAGGGAGCUGUUCCCGCGUCUGACUGCAGACAUGCGGCGCUUUAAGAAGCUUCCUCAGAUCCACCGUGACCCCGGCGACCUCAGCGGCCGCAUCCCUGUGGAGCAGAUGGAGGCUUGCAGCCCGGGGACGCGGGAAUCUGAACUGGACCUGUGGGAGGACACCACCGCCCCCGUCACCCCUCCAGCCAGUCCUGAAUCUGACCCCAUAGAGAGCCUCCUGCACGCAGGACAGGCCGGCCUCGCAGACGCAGACGACUCUCAGGGGCUGUUCUACCUGUGUCCUCUCUUCCCUCUGCUCAGCUCGGAGGUGCUGUCUGCGCGGCGGCAGAUUCAGAGCAGCGUGGAGCAGGCCAUGGGCCACUGCCGCAGGGAUAACCUCUGGAGGAGGCUCUUUCACGGAGAGCACUUGGCUCUGGAUAAGCUCAAACUCAGCAAGCUGGCCUUCGGUGAACUGGAGGAGCUGCUGGAAGCUGUGCAGAGCAGAUCGGUCUCUGAGAUUGACCCGCAGCUGGACUGUUUCCAGAAUAUGAGUCCGGCCUGGUACCAGAGUCUCAUCAAAGUUCUGCUGUCACGCUUCCCACAGAACUGCAGACACUUUAAAGACGACAGUGGCACACAGUACCUGGCCGUCCUGAACCAGAAGUUCACUGACUGUUUUGUGCUCGUUUUCCUGGACACACAGGCAGGAAAAACUAGUCUGAAGGUUGUUUUCAGGGAGCCGUUACCUGCGCAGACGCAGUCCAGCAGCAGUCCUCCACCGCAGCUGGUCUCCAUGUACCACCAUCUGGAGUCGGUCAUCAACACCGCCUGCUACAACCUCUGGACGGGCCUGCUGUGAACCUGUUCUGUCAGCGGUGCGUCAGACGGAGUCAAGAGUCUGACACCAGUUUGUGCAAAGAUUGAGCUUUGAGACGCCUGUCGCUCUUAGACUGAGACUGAAUGUGUCUUGCGUGUGUAAUGCAUGCUGUGUCGACCAGGUUGCAUCCAUUGCCGAUUAUAUUGCCAAUAUUUUGCACAGGAAAACAGCUAAAUGUGCCGCCCUGUUGAUUGGAGGGUGAUUAUCCGGGAGGGUGUAUUUAUAGCGUGUGAGACUCCGCUGGUUUGCCAAAGCCAUACUGUCCUUCUGUAGUCUAGUGUUCAGUUGUGCUUUGUUUUGUUUUUUUCCUCCAUCUCCUCUCAGUUGCCGUUGUUGUUUCUGUAGCCCGUGUGCAAUAGAUUUUUUUUUUUUUUUUUGCCUCGUUAUGCAUCACUUUGUGCAACAUGAUUGUCUUUACUGC
This is a messenger RNA of Cyprinus carpio (common carp), 11573 nucleotides long. It is a transcript of the gene szt2, whose product is annotated as SZT2 subunit of KICSTOR complex. Gene Ontology annotation, cellular component: peroxisome. Lineage: Eukaryota; Metazoa; Chordata; Actinopteri; Cypriniformes; Cyprinidae. The record is from RefSeq and is a predicted model, not a curated record. Bases 128 to 11134 code for a protein of 3668 amino acids. The transcript has 72 exons.